Molecule: messenger RNA, 1707 nt
Organism: Vicia faba (fava bean)
Lineage: Eukaryota; Viridiplantae; Streptophyta; Magnoliopsida; Fabales; Fabaceae
Source: the annotation of a GenBank genome assembly
AUGGCUUCUUCAGCCUCUACCAAAUCAAUCUUCCCUUCACCUUUGUUCUCUUCUUCUUCAUCAUCCUCUUCAAAAUCAAGAUCUUCAAAAAUCCCCAAUCUCUCAUUCCUAAGCUCCAACACUUUUGGAACCAAACCCAACGACAUCAACAUCAUUAAACUUUCAUGUCAACAACGUUGUUUUGUGGUCAACAGUGUUUUAAAAACCGUUGACCAAACAAAACAAACCAUUUCCAACAACGUUGUUGUUGGAAACGAAAAACCAACGAUCUUGGUCUCCGAGAAGCUUGGAGAAGCAGGUUUACAAGUUUUGAGAAAACUAGGAAACGUGGUGUGUGCUUAUGACCUUUCACCUGAAGAGCUUUGCACCAAGAUCUCUACCUGUGAUGCUUUGAUUGUGAGAAGUGGUACCAAAGUUACGAGGAAAGUGUUUGAAGCUGGUAAAGGGAAGCUGAGAGUUGUUGGUAGAGCUGGUGUUGGGAUUGAUAAUGUGGAUCUACAAGCUGCUACUGAAUUUGGUUGUCUUGUUGUGAAUGCUCCUACUGCUAAUACUAUUGCUGCUGCAGAACAUGGAAUUGCACUCCUUGCUGCCAUGGCUCGUAAUGUUUCUCAGGCUGAUGCUUCCCUCAAAGCCGGAAAAUGGCUAAGAAGCAAGUAUGUGGGAGUAUCAAUGGUUGGAAAAACAUUAGCAGUAAUGGGAUUUGGAAAAGUUGGAUCUGAAGUUGCAAGACGUGCAAAAGGGUUAGGAAUGAAUGUGAUAGCACAUGAUCCUUAUGCUCCAGCUGAUAGAGCACGUGCUGCUGCUUUUGCUAAGAUGAAGAAAGGUGUGAGAAUCAUCAAUGUUGCUAGAGGUGGUGUUAUUGAUGAAGAUGCUUUAGUCAAAGCACUUGAUAGCGGAAUUGUUGCUCAGGCAGCGCUUGAUGUGUUCACCGAGGAGCCUCCGGCCAAAGACAGUAAGUUGGUGCAACAUGAGAAUGUGAUUGCUACACCUCAUCUUGGAGCCAGCACCAAAGAAGCACAGGAAGGUGUGGCUAUUGAAAUAGCAGAAGCUGUUGUUGGUGCAUUGAAUGGUGAACUUUCAGCAACUGCUGUCAAUGCUCCUAUGGUUGCUCCGGAGGUGUUAUCAGAACUGGCUCCAUAUGUUGCUUUGGCUGAGAAGCUAGGGCGGUUAGCAGUGCAGUUGGUAUCCGGAGGAAGCGGAAUCCAGUCGAUCAAAGUGGUUUACCGAUCGGCUAGGGGCCCUGACAAUCUAGAUACUAGACUACUCCGCGCCAUGAUCAUAAAAGGUGUCAUUGAACCCAUAUCAAACACAAUUGUCAACCUUGUUAAUGCGGAUUACAUUGCAAAGCAAAGAGGCCUUCGCAUAAGCGAGGAAAAAGUCGCUGUUGAUUCGUCGCUUGAGCUACCUGUUGAGUCAAUCCAGAUACAGAUAUCGAAUGUGGAGUCCAAAUUCGCUAGUGCUGUAUCUGAGGGUCAGAUAAGCAUUGAUGGAAAAGUGAAACAGAUCGAUCAACCUGGGAUGAUCGGUCUUGUCGGAAACAUAUUGGGCCAACAAAAUGUGAAUGUGAGCUUUAUGAGUGUUGGAAGAACAUCUCGCCGCCAGAAAGCUAUUAUGGCAAUCGGUGUCGAUGAAGAACCAAAUAAGGAAGCUCUUGAAAACAUUGGAGCUGUCCCUGCCGUUGAGGAGUUUGUGUUUCUCAAGCUUUAG